Molecule: messenger RNA, 8021 nt
Organism: Gadus morhua (Atlantic cod)
Lineage: Eukaryota; Metazoa; Chordata; Actinopteri; Gadiformes; Gadidae
Gene: sox6
Product: SRY-box transcription factor 6
Exons: 18
Coding region: 564-2960 (798 amino acids)
Biological process (GO): positive regulation of chondrocyte differentiation; central nervous system development; cell fate commitment
Cellular component (GO): nucleus
Molecular function (GO): RNA polymerase II cis-regulatory region sequence-specific DNA binding; DNA-binding transcription factor activity, RNA polymerase II-specific
Source: RefSeq, a predicted model, not a curated record
CACACACACACACACACACACACACACACAAUCACGCACGCACGCACACAUAAUCACGCACGCACGCGAACACACACGCACACACACACGCACACACGCACGCACAAACUCAACGGAGUGGGAAAACAAUCCGCCGCUCGUUCGUAUGUCGCAGUAAAGUUGAUAUCGUAAUGGUAUUUUGUUUUGAACAGUUGCUGUUAGCUGUGAGCGCAAGUUCCCUCAUAAGGUAAGGUGGUACUGGAGACCGAUGGAAGUCUAAAUGGCACAUGUAUAAUUAGACUGUCCAUUCAGCACAUUGUCCCGGCUGCUAUACAGGGACGCUCGCCCUGUCCCGCUCUAUAGGAGCGCGUCUCUGGCGGCGCAGCGCAGCACGCCACUGUUAAAGAUUCUCUGCAAGUGGAUCUCGUGGUGACUUUUGCAGCUGAGCAAAGUUCCGGAUUGGACCUGAAUAGAGAGGCUUGCGGACGCAUGUGCCAGUCAAUUUCACAAGUUCCAAAUCAACCAACCAGUGAUAACUGGGAGCUGGGGAUUGAGUCCUUUAGUUUUUAACCCCACGCGCUGACAUGGAGGGCUUUCUUCGUAGCAGCUAUUUACUGAGUAGAAUUAUGUCUUCCAAGCAAGCCACGUCUCCGUUCGCAUCAGUGGCCGACGGCGAGGACACCCUGAACCAAGAGCACCUGUCCUGGGACAAGGAGGAGAGCAUGGAGGCCCACACCACGCCCCAGAUCCCCCUGCACAGCCUGCUGCACGGCAAGGUCCACCCCGACGAGAUGCAGCCCCUCAGCAGCCUCCCCCCGGAGACAGACUGGGACAGCCUGGUGUCAGCCCAGCAGCGCAUGGAAUCUGACAGCAAUAAAGUAUGCUCUCUCUACUCCUUCCGGAAUAACUCAACCUCGCCACACAAGCCGGAGGAGGGGGCCCGGGAACGCGGCGACAUGCUGAGCGCCUCGGCCUUCGGAACACCUGAGCGCCGCAAGGGAAGCCUGGCGGACGUGGUGGACACGCUGAAGCAGAAGAAGCUGGAGGAGAUGACAAAGACAGAGCAGGACGAGUCUUCAUGCAUGGAGAAGCUUCUGUCUAAAGACUGGAAAGAGAAGAUGGAGAGGCUAAACACCAGCGAACUCCUGGCAGAAGUCAAAGGUACUCCAGAGAGCCUCGCUGAGAAGGAGCACCAGCUCUCCACUAUGAUCGGCCAGCUGAUCAGCCUGCGAGAACAGCUCCUGGCCGCCCACGAUGAGCAGAAGAAACUGGCCGCCUCGCAGAUGGAGAAGCAGAGGCAACAGAUGGAGCUGGCUCGGCAGCAGCAGGAACAGAUCGCCAGACAACAGCAGCAGCUCCUGCAACAACAGCACAAGAUCAACGUUCUCCAGCAGCAGAUCCAGCAGGUCCAGGGUCACAUGCCUCCGCUCAUGAUCCCCAUUUUUCCACACGACCAGCGCACGCUGGCAGCCGCUGCUGCCGCCCAGCAAGGCUUCCUCUUCCCUCCAGGAAUGUCUUACAAGCCAGGUGAUAACUAUCCCGUGCAGUUCAUUCCAUCCACGAUGGCAGGCGCGGCCGCGUCCGGGCUCAGCCCCCUCCAGCUGCAGCAACUGUACGCCGCCCAGCUCGCCAGCAUGCAGGUCUCUCCCGGAGCCAAAAUGUCCCACCUCCAACAGCCCACCAACGCCAGCGGGCCCAUCUCUCCGUCCUCUCUGAAGAAUGACAAGAGAUCCUCAAGUCCUAUGGUGCAAGUCAAGGAGGAGGGCACACAGCCUCUCAACCUCUCUGCCCGGCCCAAGGACCUGGGGAAGUCCCCCAACUCCCCAACAGGGAACUUGUUCUCCAGCAGCAAAGGCAGCCCCAACAGCAUGAUGGGGAAGGGAGGCCUCUCUAGCCCCCUGGGUGGAGGCCUCGGCCGGGGCUCCUCUCUGGAUAUCCUCUCCAGUCUGAAUUCAACUGCGUUGUUUGGGGACCAGGAUGCUGUGAUGAAGGCCAUUCAAGAGGCCAGGAAGAUGAGAGAGCAGAUCCAGAGGGAGCAUCACCAGCAGGGCCUGGAAGCCAAGCUCUCUGCCCUCACCUCCAUGGGCCUCAACAACUGCCGAGUUGACAAGGAAAGGGCUCAUUUUGAGAGCCUUGGGCACCAUCUUGGCAAGUUGGGUGAAGAUGGAAAGAUUGGCCAUAGAGUCAUCGACCUCACCAGGCCAGAAGACCUCGAUGGGCGCAAAGCAGUCAAUGGCUCAGCCCAUAAAGCACAACCCUAUUAUUGUUGGCCAACAGGAGGCGCCAGCACCACCGAGGCACGGGUCUACAGGGAGGCCCGAGGGCGUAACACUACCGAGCCCCACAUCAAGAGGCCCAUGAACGCCUUCAUGGUCUGGGCCAAGGACGAGCGGCGCAAGAUCCUCCAGGCCUUCCCUGACAUGCACAACUCCAACAUCAGCAAAAUCCUGGGUUCAAGGUGGAAGUCCAUGUCUAACCAGGAAAAACAGCCUUACUAUGAGGAACAGGCCCGCCUCAGUAAAAUUCACCUAGAGAAGUACCCUAACUACAAGUACAAGCCCCGACCCAAGCGGACCUGCAUUAUCGACGGUAAGAAGCUCCGCAUUGGCGAGUACAAGCAGAUGAUGCGCUCACGACGACAAGAAAUGAGGCAGUUCUUCACUGUGGGUCAGCAGGCGCAGAUCCCCAUCAGCACCAGUGCGGGUGUUGUCUACCCCGGGGCCAUAACCAUGGCGACCACCACACCCUCCCCUCAGAUGACCUCCGAGUGCUCAAGCGCGUCGGCCAGUCCCGAGCCCCCCCUCCCCGUCAUCCAGAGCACCUUCAACAUGAAGCUUGAGCCCAGCCCUCUGCUGGUGAACAGCAGCAGCGAGCGCCCCAACGGCGUGGAGGAGAUGGACCUGUACGAGGACUUUGAGGAGGAGCCCAAGUCGGACUAUAGCAGCGAGAACGAGGUGCCGGAGCCCGUCAGCGCCACCUAAGGCGCCGCUCACAGCAAAACGAACACCAAUCAGAACCAUUGGGGAUGGGCGUACCGGACGCACUCGCAACACACCACAAAACUCAUCCGAAAAGCGGAUUGGCCCGGGGAGCCCAGAGACUGAUCUGAAGGGAGGAGGGGAGGAGGGGAGGAGGGGGGCGAGAAAAUGAAAAAAAAAACAUUGAGUUCAAAGUAAAUAGAUGACUUAAGAAAAAAAAGAGAAACUCUCUUAAUGAUGUAUCCUCCACGAGCCAGCAUGCGGACGUGGCUUCAUGAGAUCAACACAUAUUGGGUCUUAAGUGUUUUCUACAGUGUGUGUAAAGCAGUUUGGUUGUAGUUUGUUUUUUCUUUUUUUUUAUCUCGCUGUUCAUUUGUAUGUCGUUAUCAUGGACAUUUACACAAUUGGGUUUGAGCGUACCAUUGGAAUUGAAAUUUAGUAUUUGAUAUAAAUCUGUUAUUCUUAAAGUAAUUUACCUUUUUCACAUCAGUUUGAUGCUUAUGAUAUGUUACAUUACUGUUUGUGAUGGGAAAUCUGUUCUCACUCAGGUAUGCUGUGACAGGAACCAGCUUUUGAAUGUUUUCAAUCUGAAUUUAAGUAUAGGCAUACUAUUCCAUUCUUAAGGAGUUAUACAACAAUGGAAUUAUUAUUAUUAUUAUAAUUAUACAAACUGUACCAUUUUGUGCAGAAGUGCCAAACAUUUAUAAUUUUCUCCUUAAAACCUUUCAAGAUCUUUGAGAGAGGCCGCAUGAGUCUUAGACAAUCUCUUGACCUCUUAGUGCAGCUUCAGUCUUUCUUCCUUUUUCGUUUAUCCAAGCAGGAAAUACAACGUAAAAACAAAUAGAACUCAGGAACUUUAAAGCGGGCGUAGCAAGUGAUAUGGCGUCUUGGUGAUGCGGUGACUUGCAAUGCUGCUUCCUGGGAGCCCAUAAUGCAGUGAUCAUCAGCCCUGACCCACCCCCUCCAAUGUCUCCUGUAGAGCAGUUAAGUCUUGUGCCGCCGCAUCAGCCUCUUGUUUCUAGCUCUCCAAUCUAGUCUUACUCACUAAGUUCUUAAUCAGAAUGACUGUAAUCAGGCCAGGACGCUAAAGGGCCAAACGCAUCCAAUCUCCCCGUUUGGACCAGCAGCAAAAGGCAGCUUUGGGAGCAUUACAAUCUCAAAGUGAUGUUGUACAUUGUGACUCCACACUGCAUUCUGUUAAACACUUGAGCCCCAUUUGGAGGACAUGUUUAAAGUCUUUGGUCUUAAACUUUUUUUUUUCCUCCUACAAUCCAGUCUUUAGAGACAUUGUAAAUCUUAAAUUGACACUAAGAAGUCUUAAGGAAAGGUUUGGUUAUCUUGUUGAUGCUUUCAGUUGAUUACAGCAGCAGUCUUGGGCUGGUUUAUUCCCGGAACCAGACAAGGUCAAAUGUACCACACACACACCAUGGCUACUGUAUAAACUAACGCGUGACGUUUAUUGUUAUGCAUUUCUCUGCAUCUGCAUAUUUCUUUACAUAGCAUUUCUCCUCAACAGACUUUCCCUCGCUAGAUUGAAGCAUGUUGUGCUGCUCGUCGAACGACGACACUUUGGAAGGGCACUUAUCUUUUGCAUUUAAUGCACGAGUACACAGCUAACAAAAUAGGAGUCCGCCUUCGGGAGCUUGCUCUCGGCUAAACCCAGCUCCAGCGGUGGCAGAGGCUUUUUCUAGCAAGACCUCCCUCCCGCUUUGCGGGGGUAGAGGGGUCUAAGUGUCCCCCCCACAUCCCCCGUCCCCGCGCCCCGUUGCCUGCCCCGCGUCCAACCCUAAAACACCCAGGGGUGCGCCAUCUGGCUCCGGGCAAGGGGUGGGGGGGUCAGGCGGAGGUGCUUACCAGGAGGAAUAGGCGGGAGGGGGGGGAACAAUAAAUAUAGGAUGUGCAUCGCUCAUUGUGUUCCCUCCAUCAAAGUGUGUGAGCAGGAAGGCCUCAACAGGGGCCGCCACGCUGGCCCAGUCACCAGGCGCUGGUGAGCAGAUGGAACAAGUACAUCAAGCUGUGGGGGAUUAUUGAAAUGAGUGACGAGUGGCAAUCAUCUCAAAUACUGCAUUAUUAAUGCAUGGUUCCAGCUAUUCUCCUUUUGCCCUUGAACCUGUCGACCUAAAGUAGGAGCCUAGAGUUUCGUAAGAGACCCAGAUAGUCUCUGGCUCUUACUGGGCAGGAUCUCCACUGUUGGUCACUGCAUCACUCGCUUAGAUUGAAUUGGUACAAAUUGAUGUAUAUAUAUAUAGUAUGUGAAAGAAAUUCAAAGCUGGCUGUUAUGGCAUUGUCUCCGCCAUUAAACGCAUUCAUCCACGUCAGUUUGUAAGUUUGAAACACCUCACUGUUCAUUUUUAGUUUUGUUUCCAUUCUUUUUCUUUAUUGUGUUGCUCUUGUUUUGAGGCACAGCACAUGCUUCUAGGAUAGCUAACCCACAAAGAAACUUGUAAAGGAUUUCCCUCCAGGUCGACCCGUCUGGUGUUUUUAAGCUGUUACUCCUGUUUGCUGGUGGAUUAACUAAUUUGUAUGUGAUUGUAAAUAUUUUCAUGACCAUGCCAAUCCGAUUCAGUGGGCUGGUAGUGAAAACGGACUCUCGAUGGAACUGAAACUUGACUGUGCUAUGUAGCAAAAAAAAAAAAAGAACAAAAAAAAGAAAAUUAUGACAACAAAGAACUCAUAUCUCUUGAGGAGAUGCUGUUUCAUAAGUGUUAACAAGCACUGGAUAUAAAUUGUAUUUUUAUCAAUUCUGAGUAAUGUGAAGCUGUUUGCUGAGUAAAAAAGAAAAUACCAUUUCCGCAUUUGAACUCAAGUGUGUCUUGUCAGACACCUGAUUCAAGUCUUCAAAUAUUUUUCUGUCUGCUUAUUUUGUUUAUUUAUGCAAAGAUCCAUGUGAUGAUUGAACAUUUUGUUUAAGCUUCAGGUCAGGGCUGCCUAGGAAGAGAGUCAACAGAGAGAAAGAGAGAGAUAGAGGGAGAGAAAUUCAACAUCCUACAUGCAUAGCAAAUGGUUAGAAAUACAUUAGAGGUCAGAAGUCCAUUGUAUAUUGUCUGUCGCGUGUAUUCAUGUUUUAAUAUAUUUAUUAGCCACUAUUGGCUCUAAAAUUGUUGGUUAACCAUUAGUCAACAAAUGGACAAUCAAAUCGACAGAAUUAAAACUCACCGAUUAGACUGCAGAACAAAAAGCAUUUCAAUAUAUUUGCCAACUCGUUAGGCGUUUAUUGUAAAUAUAACAUUGGAAAUAGAUUUUAUUUUUUUCCCAUGGGUACUUAAUGAAGUAUAAGUUAUGUAUUUGAUCAUUUUGUUUUUACUUUUUUGUAUGUGCAUGUAUGUCUUUAAGCCUGACAAGUCACUGUACCUCACGUAGAUGCUGAAUAUUUCUCCCAGGAGAGCAGGACCUUAGAUAGUGAUGUUUUGAUAAUCUUCCCAAUUUAAAGACAAAUCAAUGAAAAAAUAAAUCAGUAUUUACAAUCGAAAUCUUUUUGAUAUGACAAGUAAAGUUAUCAAAAAUAAGGUACUACAAACACUUAACAAAAGUGAGUUAUUUCAACCACGGCAUUCAUAUAAUGUAUAAUCCAACUUGUGUUUUGGCUAAGUAAAGCACUCAUUUGAAGAGGAUUUUUUUGAGGAGCAAUACUAAUACAAAUAAUAAUAAACAUGCAUGUAUUUGGCUUGCAUUUACACAGUAUAGGAAUGAACAAAAGUUGUUUUUUUAUGAACAUUUCUUUGUUGAAAACACAACUGACAUUCUUGUAGUUUUUUUACAAGUUGGGAGUGUGCAAGUAUUUAUUAGUUUUUAACAUGGAAUAAUGCAGUCACCCGAGUGCAUUCUUACUCUAUAUUCUCUUUGCCAUUUUUAUAUGUUGCUAAUUUUAAUGAACUUGUUCUUGUAGACUACCCAGCCAUCAGCAGUUUAGCUCCAUACAACCCCUUUAUCAAUCUAACUAUAAGAGAUGCCGUUGCAUUUGAUUCAAAACUGAAGACUUGUAAUGCUGUUUCAACAUUACUUACUGUACAUUUUGUUUUUGCCUGUCUGAACUCUGUGAUGUAUAUGGUGGGGAUUAUUCUCUCUAAUUAAGUUAAUCAGCACAAUUCACUGAUAUGCUGGACAGAGAUGCUAGCUGGCGUUCUUACGUGUAUCAAUGGUUCAGGACAGCAUUUCUAGUUGUCUUUACAGAACUUUGCUUUUGAGCUUAUUUUGUCUUAAGCAACACUGUGUGGCUCUUUGAGUAUUGGGGCCGUUCAUUUGAGAUUGCUGGCAGCCUGGUACAGUUCUGUGCAUAGAAUCCCUUAUCCUGGCAGGUACCUAGACCCAUGUCAAGUAUUGUUUGGGUGUUAUUAGAGUAAAUGAAAUACAUAGUGUCUGUUGCUGCUUUGAAAAAAAAAUAUUUCUGAAUAUGUAAAUAGUUUAUCAUAAUAUCUUGUACAGUCCAGUGUAAAGUUUUUAAUUCAACCUAAAACGGUUGCCAUUACAUUUCUGUUCACAUUCUCCUUUAUACAGUACACAAAAAUCAAUUAUUUGCUAAGGAUGUUAUUGUUAAAAGGAAAAAAAAGACAAUGGUACUAAACUAUUUUACGUUUUUUGUUUUUGAUUUUUUUGCUUGGCUUCAAAGUGUAAACCAGCAAGUCUUUGGUUUCCAUGUGCAGUAUUGACGUGAGGUAAAAUUAAUUCAACAGUGGUGUUUUUGGGGAACAAUCCCCUCUUGCUUUGGUAGUAUUAAAACACUAUUUGAAACGAAUUCAAACCGGAAGAGUGACACGUUGGGGCUUCGGGGGAGGGGGGUAUGUCGCACCUUGGAAAUGUGUUCAAAUGUUUAGAUGGUCCUCCCUACAGGAUGCAUUUAGGCAAAUUAUAAUGUAACACCAUUUUCUGUAUGUAAUUAGUCCAUUGACGUAAAAAGGCAGUCAUGCGCUGUAUAACUGCCUGUUUGAGAUCAUUUACCUCAAGAACUUUCUCCUUUUCUGUAAACGAGUAAAAAACAUUGUGUGACAAAAAAACAUCUCACCAUCACUCCAUCUUUUGUACUGCUGUUGACACUUACAAAUUAAAGAGACAUUUUGUUUUAAAGUU